AGAGGAAAAUACCACGUAGUCGGUACUUCAGGUAUUGUAGACAUUCGUAAGAUACACUAUUCUCGAGUAUACCCGCGUUGAGUGCACAACGUUGGCGCAAUCAACGGAUUAAGCUAACCUUCGUUUAAUCGUCGGUUUUUGUUCAUUACACAUAUUAACUCAUACACUCACACAAUAUAGUUGGUAUGUGGUUCGUAUAGACUGCCAAUUUCGUGGCAUACGGUCGUGAGUAAAUACAUUGAAUUGUGUUUUUUCGUACAUUCCAUUGGAAUGAAAGUGGAAUUUUGAAUUCAGAAAACGAAUUUACAUAUUUUCACCCGUCCGUGUAAUAAACAACCAAAAAUCUUCGAACGAUUGAGAAGAAUCGAUGUUUUUGUAAAGCCUGAAAAACGCGAUUGUCCAUAAUUCCAACUACAUAUAUACAUACAUACAUAUAUAGUCUAUAUGUAUGUAUAUUAGGGAGCGGUUUCUGCAUACUUGUCCAUAAUGAUAUUUGCGAAAAGAGGAAAUUCUUGAACGACGCCAUAUUUAUUUUGCCACAACAAUAAGAAAAACAUCACACUUCACCAUAUAACCGCAACACGAAAGCAGCACAAUCCAUAUACAUAUAUACCACUACAUAUAUACAUAUAUCUAAAUUGUAAAUAUUUCAUUGGGGGCAAGACGCUUUGAAAGUCGACAAACUGCAAUAGUUGAAAUACCUGAACUACCAACACAUGAACCAACGUUUCAACUAAAGUAUUCAAGUGUCAAAAACCAAAAAUACAAAAAAAAAAAUCAAGAACAACAAGUGAUAAAUAGUGAAGAUUAUAGUACACAUAUAUGCAUAUGCAUACUAUAGUUUGAAGAGUGCAAAACCAAGUUUCGAAAUCGCCACGGAAAUGCUAUAGUCAAGUGUCCGAAAUGUUGUGUGCUGCUACCAGAGUGCUUACGUAUGAGUACGAAAAUUAACAGUUUUACACGUACAAACUAUAUUCGCACACAUUCGGACACCUGUGCGCGUGUGUGUGUGUUCGCGUCUGUAAAUGUGAAGAAUAAUUAAGAAAGAAUCUCGUGAAUGCUUGUUUGUCUCAGCGGUGGGGAGUGUUGGCGAAGUCCUAUAUAAUCGUAUAAUCGUGGUUACACAAGGAGCAAAAAUAGAUUUCUGUCCAAAAAAAGAAACAACAACAAAGUAAUGAAAAUAUUAAAAAAAAAAUGAAUAGAGGCAAAAGAUGAAAUGAAAUAGCUAAAUUCAAGAACCACUUAGAAACCCAUCAAAACCAGAAAAUCAACUUUGUUAACGUUUUUGCUUGACAAACAUAUACACAUAAUAAUACUGAAUAACGCCUUGUGAGCCCAUGUGUGCGUGAGUGCGUUUGUGUGCAUAAAUUUUGCUGACACUAAUCUGUCUGCCUUACAUGCGCUGGCCAGAGAGCUUUCUUUGAACGAGCGUAUCGGUAGUUUUUUCUCAAGUGUCAACCAAAACUGAGCUUCGAAGUGGAAUUUACAAAGAAAUAAAAAAUAAAUAAAAAAUAGAAAAAAUUGAAUAGCUUACAUAUAGCUAGACUACUGUUAUUAUACAGUGCUAAUUAGUGAGCACGUAAUUAUGGGUGAUUCUACGCCUAUUUGUCGCUGCCGAGUGCUCUAUUUGGGCAGUGCGGUACCACGCCAGAGUAAAGACGGCUUGCAGGGUAUUCAAGAGCCGUUGCGGAGCCUUUAUCCUUCGGAGGGUGCUGUCGGCGCUAAAGGCAUAGAUUCGUGGCUGAGCGUUUGGUCGAAUGGCAUUCUGCUCGAGAACGUCGAUGAAAAUUUGAAACAAAUCACACGAUUCUUCCCCAUCGAGUCGCUGCAUUAUUGCGCCGCUGUGCGUCAAGUUUUAAUACCGGAGCGUGGAAACUCCAAGCCAGAGCCGAAAUUCCUACCGCUAGACUCGCCAUUCGCACGAAUGCCGCGCGCCCAACAUCCGCCGAUAUUCGCUGCAAUACUUCGACGCACCACUGGCAUCAAAGUGCUCGAGUGUCACGUGUUUAUUUGUAAACGUGAAGCUGCCGCAAAUGCUCUAGUCAGAUGUUGUUUUCACGCAUAUGCGGAUAAUUCUUAUGCUCGUCAAUUGGAGACGGGUAGUUCGGGUGGUGGCGCUGGCAGCAGUGUUUACGGCACUUUAAAGAGUGCCGUUGGUAGUAAAUCGAAUGGGGAUUUAACUGGCGUUGGUCUGUCGAAUGGUAAUCAUCACAACCAUCAACAUCAUAUGGGCGUGUCCUCAAGCCAAGUUGGUUGGCGCUCCCGUUCCGGCAGUACCACCACCUUAAACAGUGUCGGACGUCAAUCAAAUGGCCAUACUUUUAACGGUACAAGUGGCAUCAGCUUGAACGGUGGCGGAAGCAAUGGUAGCGCCGUAGAAGGUUACACAUCCGUGAAAAAUUUUUAUGGAAGUAGCGCUGAUUUAAACGUAGCUGUCGAUGAUGGAGAGAAUUCGAUAUACAAUGGAGAUGAGAAUCACAAAGUCUGGAAUGGUUCUCAAGAUCAACUUGACGCCAUUGCAAUGGAGAGUCCAUAUGAAGUGUUUUCGGGCAAUACAUCUACUUUGGGACGUCCUGUGAGAGCGCGUCAAAUUAGCACACCGAUUGAUGUGCCGCCCCCACCAAUGAGAGAGGAACCUAACAAAAAGCGCAAAGAUAAAAAAUUAUCAAAAACGCCUGGCACUCAAAGCCUUUCCGGAACACUUAUACGCCCGAAACCGAUGCAUCCCGGCACGUUGCAAAGGCCGGGUGUUUAUGCAGGCGCUUCAGGGAGUGUGAUUUAUGGUCCAGCUGUGGGUUCAGGAGGAUUUCCACCACCACCACAUGGCGCACGAAACUAUCACACAAUCAGCCAUCGAGGUUUUCAUGGAGGACCACCGGGCCCCCAACCACAUUUCCAUCACCCCGGCAUGCCACCACCACCUCCACCACAAAUGAUGCAUCCACCUCAAAUGGGUAUUCCAAUGCAAAUGCCUGUAAUGAUGUCACAACAGUAUGCCACACUUCAAUCCUCCCGAACUACAAAGAAAAAGAAGAAAGAUAAAAAGAGCAGUGGCAUACCGGUUGGUUUACCUAUGGUACCGCCGAUUUAUGCUUACCACCAAGGCAUGGGACCACCACCACCACCACAAUCAGCUAUUGCGCAAUCGUUGAUCGGUGAACCACGACCACUAGCGAUGUCUAACCGAAAAUUGGCAGUAUCUAUGGGUAAUGGUUUGGACGAUGGCGUAAACUCUGGCGCAGAAUCUCCUGGUGGUACCGGUAUCUAUCGAAGGAAAGGUCACUUAAAUGAACGAGCAUUUAGCUAUUCUAUAAGACAGGAACACCGCAGCCGUAGUCAUGGUUCGUUAGCUAGUCUACAAUUUAAUCCACCUGACAUGAAGAAAGAACGAGAAAUUGCACAAAUGGUUGCCGGACUCGAUUUAAAUGAUGGACCCGAAAGAGAAAUGUCGUCAACGACACUGCAGCGUAAACAUAUGACAAAUGACGGAGGAGCCGGCAUUCCACAGCAAGCAAUUUAUGGGAAUGGGGGUACAAAUGCCUUGUAUGGCAACAGCAUGGGUCCAGCUGGUAACUUUGGUAAACCACGAAGAUAAAUUUUGUUUCGAUUUUGAUCGAUUGCACUGUCUACUAUGACACAAGAAUUGACAAUAUUUGUUAUGGUUAAAUAUCAAUAUAAAUAUGCGACUAUAUAAAUAUGUAAAUAUUCAAUUACAUAUAAAUAUGUAUAUAUACAUAAGUCUCGAUUAGAUGAUAUAUAUUUUUGUAUGCACCCUAGAAUCAGCAUUAAAAAAACAGGUAUACAAAAUAUAUAUUAUUCAAAUGGAGUUAAAACAUGCAAUCUGCCCCUCUAUGAACAAACUGAUAAAUUAGUAAACGGCUAGAGAUUUAGAGAUGUUGUCAAAGCAAACGAGUACAUGAAUACCAACAUUGACAAAUAAGUAUAUGGUUGCGUAUAUUCAUUCAAGGACCUAUAACCAAUCGAAACCAUAGGAAGGUAAAACCAAAGAAGUAAUGGGGAGUAAACCAAUGACGGAUAAGUUUUCGCUUGUCUGAACGAAGUUGCCUUUUAUAGUAUAUACAUACAUGCAAACACACACACCUACAUACAUAUAUAUUUACAGUGAAAAUACUUUUACAAAUGGUACAGCUAGUUACAUAAUUCACAGUUAAUGAAUAUACAUAAAUAUAGAAAAGGCAGAACUUAGAUAAAUGUGUAAUUAAACCCAGUAUUCCCUAAAUAAUAGAAUCAAACUACAUCAUGUGCGAUUUCAAAAAUUUCGUAUACCUGUACAUGGACUGAUUGUGUAUUAGAAGGAAGGCACAUUUUGCAUUAGUCAUACAUAUAGACAAACAC
Messenger RNA from Zeugodacus cucurbitae (melon fly), 4356 nucleotides. RefSeq lists its product as uncharacterized. The coding region runs from base 1586 to 3595 and encodes 669 amino acids. Lineage: Eukaryota; Metazoa; Arthropoda; Insecta; Diptera; Tephritidae. The transcript has 2 exons. The record is from RefSeq and is a predicted model, not a curated record.